Molecule: messenger RNA, 550 nt
Organism: Verticillium dahliae VdLs.17
Lineage: Eukaryota; Fungi; Ascomycota; Sordariomycetes; Glomerellales; Plectosphaerellaceae
Exons: 2
Coding region: 200-550 (116 amino acids)
Source: RefSeq, a predicted model, not a curated record
AUGCGGUCGAUCAUACAUCAUCUCCUCCAAAGCAAUUGAUCCCGAUCGGAGCAGUCGAACGCCUCCUCUUCUUCCCACGUCUGUACUGAGGUGUGACUGUCCUGAUGAGCAGGUGGAAGGCUCGCUCGCUCCAUCAGCGGCCACCACUGUGCUCUCCGAACGCAGCACUUUCCCUGAGACCACAACAUCCUCUUCGGUGAUGCCUCUGUUGUCUUCUUCACUCAUAGCUCACACGACCGUGGUCUCACCACGACCUCCCACCCGUUCCGCCCCACCCGAUGGGUCUGUGCGUGUUGAAUUCACGCUUGACGACACGCGACAUCAACAAGAUGUCGAAGUCAAGGCUUCCAGUGCCAAGCCGAAAAAGGUCAACUUCAUGGCAUCCAAUGGCCGAGUCGUCAACAACAAUGGUCUGGGCCGCGUCCAGUGCAAUGUGGAGAUCAACUAUGGCAACUACACGUAUGAAGCAGUACCCGCCUUCACCGUACGUUUCCCUGUAUCCUUCGAUAGGCCCCAGCAUGUCACAGGCGUCAAGUGCUACAAGGUGUGA